AUGAUUUCCAACGCAGCUCUCAUCGCCGCUCUGACGGCCCUUCUGCCCAGCACCGCCCUGGCGCAAAACAACCAGACAUACGCAAACUACUCCUCUCAGGGCCAGCCUGAUCUCUUCCCCCAGACGGUCGCCACGCUCGAGCUGUCGUUCCCCGACUGUGACCACGGCCCGCUCAAGAACAACCUCGUCUGUGACAGCACGGCCGGCUAUGUCGAGCGAGCACAGGCGCUGAUUUCGCUCUUCACGCUCGAGGAGUUGAUUCUCAACACCCAGAACUCGGGUCCCGGUGUUCCUCGCCUGGGCCUUCCCAACUACCAGGUCUGGAAUGAGGCUCUCCACGGCCUGGACCGCGCCAACUUUGCCACAAAGGGCGGCGAAUUCGAAUGGGGAACCUCUUUCCCCAUGCCGAUUCUGUCAAUGGCCGCUCUCAACCGCACAUUGAUCCACCAGAUUGCAGACAUCAUCUCAACCCAGGCCCGUGCCUUUAGCAACAACGGCCGCUACGGUCUUGAUGUCUACGCCCCCAACAUCAACGGCUUCCGAAGCCCUCUCUGGGGCCGUGGCCAGGAGACGCCCGGCGAAGACGCAAACGUGCUGACGUCUGCCUACACCUACGAGUACAUCACCGGUAUGCAGGGCGGCGUCGACCCUGAGAACCUCAAGAUUGCCGCCACCGCGAAGCACUUUGCCGGAUACGAUCUUGAAAACUACAACAACCAGUCUCGCCUGGGCUUCGACGCCAUCAUCACCCAGCAGGACCUCUCCGAGUACUACACCCCUCAGUUCCUCGCUGCAUCGCGUUACGCAAAGUCCCACAGCUUCAUGUGCGCCUACAACUCAGUCAACGGCGUUCCCAGCUGCUCAAACAGCUUCUUCCUCCAGACUCUCCUCAGAGAGAGCUGGGGCUUCCCCGAGUACGGCUACGUCUCAUCCGACUGUGAUGCCAUCUACAACGUGUGGAACCCCCACAACUACGCCAACAGCCAGUCAUCCGCCGCCGCCGACAGCUUGAAGGCCGGUACCGAUAUUGACUGUGGCCAGACCUACCCUUGGCACCUGAAUGAGUCCUUUGUGGCCGGCACCGUCUCCCGCGGCGAAAUUGAGCGCUCCGUCACUCGGCUGUACGCCAACCUGGUCCGUCUCGGAUACUUUGACAAGAAGAACGAGUACCGCAGCCUCGGCUGGAAGGACGUUGUCAAGACCGAUGCCUGGAACAUCUCCUACGAAGCCGCCGUCGAGGGCAUCGUGCUGCUCAAGAACGACGGCACUCUGCCCCUGUCCAAGAAGGUCCGCAGCAUUGCUCUGAUUGGACCCUGGGUCAACGCCACCGAGCAGCUGCAAGGCAACUACUUUGGCACUGCGCCAUACCUCAUCAGCCCUCUCCAGGCUGCCAAGAAGGCCGGCUACGAGGUCAACUACGAGCUCGGAACAGGCAUCAACAACCAGACCACCGCCGGUUUUGCCAAGGCUAUUGCUGCCGCCAAGAAGUCCGAUGCCAUCAUCUUUAUUGGAGGCAUUGACAACACCAUCGAGCAAGAGGGUGCUGAUCGUACCGACAUUGCUUGGCCCGGCAACCAGCUUGACCUGAUCAAGCAGCUCAGUGAAGUUGGCAAGCCUCUCGUCGUUCUUCAAAUGGGCGGUGGUCAGGUCGACUCAUCCUCCAUCAAGAGCAACAAAAAGGUCAACUCGCUCGUCUGGGGUGGAUAUCCCGGCCAGUCAGGAGGCUAUGCCCUCUUCGAUAUCUUGUCAGGCAAGCGUGCACCUGCUGGUCGUCUGGUCUCGACCCAGUACCCGGCCGAGUACGUCCACCAGUUUGCUCAAAACGACAUGAACCUUCGUCCCGAUGGAAAGAAGAACCCCGGACAGACCUACAUCUGGUACACCGGCAAGCCCGUCUACCAAUUUGGCGAUGGUCUCUUCUACACCACCUUCAAGGAGACUCUGGGCAAGCAAUCGACCCUCAAGUUCAAUGCUUCACAAAUCCUUGGCGCUGGUCACCCCGGAUACACUUACAGUGAGCAGACCCCGGUCUUUACCUUUACCGCCAACAUUCAGAACUCUGGCAAGACGGCCUCCCCUUACUCUGCCAUGGCGUUUGUCCGCACCAGCAACGCCGGUCCCAAGCCGUACCCGAACAAGUGGCUCGUUGGAUUCGACAGACUCGCCACCAUCAAGCCCGGCCACUCCUCCACGCUCAGCAUCCCCAUUCCUCUCAACGCCCUUUCCCGAGUCGACUCCAAUGGAAACAAGAUUGUCUACCCAGGCAAGUAUGAGCUUGUUUUGAACACAGACGAGUCUGUCAAGCUGGAGUUUGAGCUUGUAGGCGACGAGGUGACGCUCGAGAACUGGCCUCUUGAGGAGCAGCAGAUUAAGGCUUCUGCAUAA
Trichoderma atroviride IMI 206040 is the source of this 2385-nucleotide messenger RNA. RefSeq lists its product as uncharacterized. The record is from RefSeq and is a predicted model, not a curated record. Gene Ontology annotation, cellular component: plant-type cell wall. Lineage: Eukaryota; Fungi; Ascomycota; Sordariomycetes; Hypocreales; Hypocreaceae. Gene Ontology annotation, molecular function: xylan 1,4-beta-xylosidase activity; alpha-L-arabinofuranosidase activity. Gene Ontology annotation, biological process: arabinan catabolic process; xylan catabolic process.